GGGAACUAACGCAACAUUUUUUUUUUGUUCCGUUGCGUGGGAAAAAAACCCCAUAUGGACCUUAUGUUUGGGAGUAGGAUCGUGGCCUCGUAAAUCCUAGCUAAUUUUUAUUAUUAUUAUUAUUUUAUUUUAUUUUUGUAGAUAUAAUCAUGUUGAAAAACAAUGGAAAAAAGACAGUCAUCGCCGUAGUCAGCGCGGCGUGUGUGUGCGCCGCGCUGCUGCUGCUUGUGGCGCAACAUCACCGUCGCGUCGGGCUGGAGGAGGCGCGCCCGGCGCAGAAAGGCUUCUCGGCGUAUUUCACCAAACUGAGCCGUGGACGGAGGGAGGUGGAGAGACCCGGACGGUCCGCGGCGUCCUCCACCGACGCCUCUCCCGCCGAGGACAUCGGCUCCUCUGACAUCUUCAUUGCCGUGAAGACCACGAAAAAGUUUCACCAGUUGAGGCUGAACCUGCUCCUGGACACCUGGAUUUCAAGGAACAUGCAAGAGACCUUCAUCUUCACAGAUGGAGAAGAUGAAGAGCUGAAGAAGAAAAUUGGAAGUCACGCCAUCAACACAAACUGUUCAGCAGCUCACAGCCGACAAGCUCUAUCCUGCAAGAUGGCAGUGGAGUACGACAAGUUCAUAGAGUCUGGUAAAAAGUGGUUCUGUCAUGUAGACGAUGACAACUAUGUGAAUGUGAGGGCUCUGGUGCGGCACCUGUCCCAGUACCCCCACACCCAGGACAUGUAUAUCGGUAAACCCAGCCUGGACCGGCCCAUUGAGGCCACCGAGAGGCUGGGGGACAACAAAAUGAGACCAGUAAACUUCUGGUUUGCCACAGGAGGAGCAGGUUUCUGUGUGAGUCGUGGUCUGGCAUUGAAGAUGAGCCCGUGGGCCAGCGGUGGCCAUUUCAUGAACACAGCGGAAAAGAUCCGGCUGCCCGACGACUGCACCAUCGGUUACAUCAUUGAGUCGGUGCUGGGGGUACCACUGACCCGCAGCAACCUGUUCCACUCCCACCUGGAGAACCUGCAACAAGUGUCUAGAUCUGAGAUUCAUAAGCAGAUCACACUGAGUUAUGGAAUGUUUGAAAACAAGCGGAACAUCAUCAAUAUGAAAGGGGCUUUUUCUGUGGAGGAUGACCCAUCAAGGUUCAGGUCUGUGCACUGUCUGCUUUAUCCGGACACCCCUUGGUGCCCCCCUCAGGUUGUCCUUUAGGGCGACCGCUCCUUCCUCAUCCCCGUCCCCGUUGUGCCUCGGUAUCUGAAAGGCUAAAACGGGGACCAGCGUUUGGUAUUGGACCGUGAGGCUGCCGUAUUUUUACCGCAGCGGGUUCAUGGUCUUUUUUAUUGGUUUUUUUACUGGGCUGCUGUGCGGCCCGCCUCGGGACCCUUCCUUCCUUCCUUCGCUGGCUGGUGCCUGGACCCUCUCCCGUGUGGCGGGGGAGGGGGGGGGGCUGACGAGCCGAGCUCUGGACAGGAAGCAGCUUUCACCGUUGAGCUUUGCAGGCAAUCACUUGAGCUUUGUCAUGUAUAUGUUGCUUGUAAAUGUAUUUGCGAUUCUCAUAGAAUGUAUUUCCCUUUAUUCAUGCUUUCCCUUUAUGCCAGCUUUACACAGCUUCUCUGUUUUUUUUAAUUCUUUUUUCCCCCUCCCUUUUUCACAAAUUGGAAAGGCAUUCAGAUCUGUCUGUGUAACAUCAUUGGCCUUUUUAUUUCACAAAAGAUCAAGAUUGUGGGGAAAAAUAACUUACUUAUAAGGCAUUUUUUGUUGUUUUAAGGUCACUGAGCUCACAUGACUCCGGACAAACUCUGUAAUAUGAAGAUUUUUACGACGCUUUAAGUUAAUGGUGUACGUCAGCGACUUUACUCUCACAGCUCGAGCUGGCUGUCAGUCGUUUCCCACGUGGGUAAAAUGAUCUGAGGCGUAUAAGUUAAAGCACUUUCCCCCCCCUUUGGUGUCCUAGAUUGAGAUGACUGAGUUUACUUUAGCUAACGACACGCUUCAGACCUGUGUCGGAACUGAGCAACCACCCCAGAACCUCAAUAUCUCUACAUUAUAACGUAUUUAAUGACGCCCCUUGCAUUUAUUACAAUCAGGGAGAAUAAUAUAUGGCAGAGAUAUCGAUUUGGGGUAUGCUUUUUUAAUUUGCUCCGAGAUGUUUUUCUAUAAACGUUGCACAUCUGAGUUGUUUGGUGAAACUGUUAAGUUUGCUCCUGUGAAGAAGCUCACCUCGAAACAGCCCGACAGCCAAUGAGAUGAGGACGUUUGCAUCGUGCCAUUUGAAGAGAAGCCAUCAUAGAAAUACUUUUUCUUUUAAAAAAAAAACAAAACAACGGCAGCUUGGUUUUCAUACCACCAAUAACAUGAGCCGCAGUCGUCUGUGGUUUGCACAACACGGAGUAACGAGAGUCUGGCUGACUCCUGUGAUAACAGACAUUAAGGGUCCUCAUUUCUUCCUAAUAGUCUCUGUGAGGUGAGAGCUUUACAAGAGCAACGUCAGCGGCUACGUUCACAUGCACACGUAAAUCCCACCGGCAUUACGGAUACCGGAGAGUACCCGGUUUCAGCUGGCUCACGUUAGCGGCCCUAUGUCGAUGACGAUGACCCGGAUGUGAGAAACUCCGCAAGACUCGCCGGAUAUGGCGUGCAUGUAAACGUAGACGCUGUUUUAUUUUCUUACAGAGGUGUUUUCAUUUCUGCCCGUCCCUGACCCACAUUGGGUUCGACUGUACAUCUUUGGUUUAUGCAGCAGUAUUGUGUACUGUGCCCUCGCUCCACUUUGUAGAAACGGCCGUAUGUCUAGAAUGUAAUUUCCUAUUGUGGUUCACACACGCUUUCUGACGACCUUGACAUGAUUUUCUACUGCUUUGAACGUAACGACCGCGGUCUGCACUCCAGUAUCUGGAGAGCGCCAGCGGUCUAUCAGAACACCGGCUUCUCAGGGAUUAUGAGCUGAUCCUGGUAUUACGACUGUGGGAACCACAGUGAGAACAAGUCCUUGGAAUAAAGUUGCAUAACCGCUGAGAAAUACAA
Lampris incognitus (smalleye Pacific opah) is the source of this 3014-nucleotide messenger RNA. RefSeq names its product LFNG O-fucosylpeptide 3-beta-N-acetylglucosaminyltransferase (gene lfng). Gene Ontology annotation, biological process: regulation of Notch signaling pathway; pattern specification process. The record is from RefSeq and is a predicted model, not a curated record. Gene Ontology annotation, molecular function: O-fucosylpeptide 3-beta-N-acetylglucosaminyltransferase activity. The coding region runs from base 150 to 1199 and encodes 349 amino acids. The transcript has 8 exons. Lineage: Eukaryota; Metazoa; Chordata; Actinopteri; Lampriformes; Lampridae. Gene Ontology annotation, cellular component: Golgi membrane.